ACGAGCACCGCUUAUCCUCAAUUCCUCAUGCCUUUCGGUUAUUUCUCGGUUCACUGUCAUACCACUAAGUUCUUCCUUUCUCCCAUUUAUCAGAAAACGCAAGCAGAACCGUAACAAUGUCGACGAACUCAACCGCACCCGCUACGGCCGUCUCUAGCCCUGGCUCUAACCCUGUCUCUAAACCCUCGAUGUAUCUCCAAGACCCGGAAGAACUCCAGAGAGUCUUUAAACGCUUCGACGCCAACGGCGACGGCAAGAUCUCCAUCAACGAGCUGGACAACGUUCUCAGGACCCUCGGAUCAGGCGUUCCGCCGGAGGAGCUCCAACGCGUCAUGGACGACCUUGACGUCGAUCACGACGGAUUCAUUGACUUCACGGAGUUCUCUCAAUUUUGUCGCUCCGACACAGAGGACGGCGGUGCUUCCGAGCUCCGCGAUGCCUUUAACCUCUACGAUCAUGAUAAGAAUGGCCUAAUCUCCGCCUCCGAGCUCCACAUGGUGUUGAAUCGAUUGGGAUUAAAGUGCACCGUCGAGGAAUGUCGCGUCAUGAUCAAAUCGGUUGACUCCGAUGGCGACGGCAACGUCAAUUUCGAGGAAUUCAAAACGAUGAUGACCAACAAACCUAGAAAUGGCUCCUCCCAGUAGAAGAGCCACUAGCAUUUUCAAUUUACAGGUCCUCCUAGUUUUAGGCAUCACAGUUUGUAACCAUUCCGGAUCCCAAAUCUGCAUCUCGGCUCCCGUUGUAGUAUGUUUUCUCUUGCCUUACUUUUUGAUUUUUGGGCCUUUUGUUACUACUUGGCUUUUAGUUUUCAUUAUACGAAUAAUUUUGUGAUCGAA
This is a messenger RNA of Prosopis cineraria, 836 nucleotides long. Its product is annotated as calcium-binding allergen Ole e 8-like. The coding region runs from base 117 to 644 and encodes 175 amino acids. Gene Ontology annotation, molecular function: calcium ion binding. The record is from RefSeq and is a predicted model, not a curated record. The transcript has a single exon. Lineage: Eukaryota; Viridiplantae; Streptophyta; Magnoliopsida; Fabales; Fabaceae.